AGGGGGAGGUAGCGUUAUUUUUUUGCUCAAGGAAAGAUGAGCGGGUCUUGUAGACGAGUUUCGCGGCUUUUCUGACUGACGCACUCUGGAGCGUCGACAACGCGGACUACGUCGUGCGAGUGUCUUGGGAUCAACUUGUGUGAACCAAGCAUGUGCCAUGUUGUCCCCGGCUGGUACGGGGUUACGCCGCGACGCUACCGCCUGCUGGCGCUUUGGUGCACUUUUUGCGUUCCUGCUGUUUUCUGUCGUCGGUGGAGCUCUCUCUUACAGCAGCAGUGCCGUUGUCAAGAGGGCGGCUGACGUUGUUAUCGUGGUCGAUGGCGGCGCGAGCGACAGACCGCUCCGGUCUCGAGGUCUGUACUCUGCCUGCACUCACCACAACAACUGCACUGACUACUAUGCCGUCUGCAAUUUCACCUUACGAAUCUGUGUCUGUCCCGGAGGCUACAGGAAGAAUGACUAUUUUUGCAUGUACAUGGGUGGCUCGCCGGACAACGUUGGCAUCUACCAGGUGACCCUAGUGGUGGCCGCCGUCUUCAUGGUUGUAGUAUUCUCAGUCUUUGUCGCUUGCGUUGUUAAAAGGACAUGCGAGCGCUCCAGAGACCUUGCAGAAAGGAUGCGGGAGCUGGCCGCAGAUGUGUACACGGUCCCUGCUGAGUUCGAAGGCUUGGAGAGGCCGCCUUCUUACACGGACAUCGUCAAAAUCGACAACAUGGUGUACGGGGUGCCCCCGCCCGACUACUCGACGGUGAGUCCGCCGCCGGACCUCGAAGCCGCAGCGCCGUCGCUGCCUCCGCGCAGGAUGGCCCUGUCAGCGCUACUGUGGCAGGCGGCCGCUCGAAGACAGGCGCCGAAUGCGGUUCAGUGCUCCGUUGCGCACGGCGAUUCUGGCGGUAGCGGUGCCACCUGAGUGCUUGGCCCCGCCAUUUGGCGCCUCCUUGGACGACCGUCCGGAUAUGCUGCUGAUGAAGACACAAGACAGCGAUAGUUUGACUGGAAACACUUCACAGUUUUGUGCUACACGCCGUCCGUAGCCUUCACGCACCUACAUUUACUACCACGCUCAUAUAAUAGCCGUGGCGAGUUUGGCUGAUGAUCCUGGAUACGACAACUGCUCACUUUAGUAACUUCAAUUAGCCCUUGCUCACAUGGCACGAGACAUGAGCUCAAUCAUUGUUGCUAACAUGGCACGUCAGAUAGUUACAGAGCGAGUCUCGAGAAAGAUUAGUCGACCGCGCUUGACCGUCGAGUGAUGAGGCGUCGAUGACUCAAUCGAUUUCAAGUGUGCCCCUUCCGUCGCAAGUCUGACUUCAAAUCUUUUGGCCACUGACUCAUGUGCCAGUGCAUAGUAUGCACGCUUCACGUUGUGGAUCUUUAUAUAGGUCGUAAUAUGAGCCAGCUGAUUGUUUAUUUUAAGCCACUUCGCAGCGAAGUUGCAAGUGAAGGAAACUAGAAACACAUUGAAAAUGAUUUCGUAUUGGGAAAUAUGCAACAAAUAAUACACAAUUUUACAAGUUCACCAAUGAACUCUCAGUUCUGAAUUUGUUGCAGUGAAAACCACAUUGAUACGCUAUCUUCCAAAAAUUUAGGAAUGCAAAUAGGACUUUUGCAUUUCAACUCAUGCAUACGUUCGUUAGUUUAUACCAAUAUGUUAGUAAUGUUUAUAAAUGUAAGAAACAUGAAAGCCUACAUUGGUAAAACAUCGAAACUAUUCCAUUAGCUGUACUGCUGCAAUUAUUACGAAAAGAGUGCUUCUGGUAGACAUACACACAUACGCACGUCCUCUAACUCAUCGUACAUAGCAAAUAUCAGGCGAAAUAAAUAUGCAGUACCAUAUCACAAGCCUGAUGUAACAGCUUUACAAAACACAACAACGAUAAAAAUGGAUCUACAGUUCUACGAAAUAAACAUUGAAGAAUAA
Messenger RNA from Dermacentor silvarum, 1921 nucleotides. RefSeq lists its product as uncharacterized. The transcript is spliced from 5 exons. NCBI's taxonomy places the organism in Eukaryota, Metazoa, Arthropoda, Arachnida, Ixodida, Ixodidae. The record is from RefSeq and is a predicted model, not a curated record. The coding region runs from base 158 to 910 and encodes 250 amino acids.